This is a messenger RNA of Manihot esculenta (cassava), 1887 nucleotides long. RefSeq names its product elongator complex protein 4. The record is from RefSeq and is a predicted model, not a curated record. The transcript is spliced from 9 exons. NCBI's taxonomy places the organism in Eukaryota, Viridiplantae, Streptophyta, Magnoliopsida, Malpighiales, Euphorbiaceae. The coding region runs from base 515 to 1606 and encodes 363 amino acids. Gene Ontology annotation, biological process: tRNA wobble uridine modification. Gene Ontology annotation, cellular component: elongator holoenzyme complex; transcription elongation factor complex; cytoplasm.
GGAGAAAGAAUAAACCCACAAAAAAUUAUAUGAGGAGCCAUCCUUGCCUCUAACAAGGUGUCCGACAUUGAAACUAAGCUACUGAUCAACUCUCACCAGAAAAAAAGAACUUAAAAUCAAGUUUAAUAUAUUUAAAGUAUAAAAUUUUUUAAAAAUAAUUACACCAUAUUUUUCAACUGUACCUCCCUAAAAAUUAUUUUUUCUAUUUUCCAUGUUGAACUCCGAACAAAACGUUAAGGACCAAUGCGAGUCAGACCCGAAAGGCCCACUCUGAAACAAUUUUCUAGCCCACUUUACUAAAGUGCGCCGAUUUUAUGUGCAGCAACUGUGAAUCGGAGAAACGGGAUGCCGACUUGCUGUUUUCGUUCGAAGACCACUGAGCAGAACUGAAAAGCGAAAACUGAAGAGAAACCUUUGCCGCUGAGCGAUCCCUUUGGCGCAAGAACGUGACAAGUUUCAGGGCUCCUGCUAUACUGCAACUUAGUGAGAGAGAGAGUUUACUUGUGAUACACUAAUGGCUGCAACUAAGACUCGGACCAGUAGCUUCACUCGCAAUGUACUGAGUGUGUCUUCGUCUCAGAUCCCCGGAGUCAAGUGUGGACCCAAUGGCACAUUCUUUGUUUCUUCUGGGAUAUCUGAUCUUGACAAGAUACUUGGUGGUGGGAUUCCUUUGGGAAGUCUAGUUAUGGUGAUGGAGGAUGCAGAAGCACCUCAUCACAUGCUUCUAUUGAGGAAUUUUAUGUCUCAAGGACUUGUUCAGAACCAACAUCUUCUUUAUGCUAGUUCCUCCAAAGACCCGAGAGGAUUUUUGGGUACAUUGCCUAGCCCCUCCUCGUCAAAAGAUGGCAAAUUGCGAAAUCAUGAUCCAGAACAGGACAAGGGAUUGAGAAUAGCUUGGCAGUAUAAGAAGUAUUUUGGUGAAAAUCAGCAGAGUUUUGAUGGCCACAGAGAUAGUAAGCAAGAGUUCUGCAAUGACUUUGACUUGCGGAAGCCAUUGGAGAGGCAUUUUUUCAGUGGACAGUGUGUGGAUUGUGUUAGUGUCAAAGAUUCUCCAAAUCUUGCUGCUUUGCGGGACCGUUGUACCCAAUUUUUAGCUCAAUUUCGUAGAAAAGAUGGCAGCAUAUCUUCUGUUGGUCGUAUUGCAAUUCAAUCAUUAUGUGCUCCACAAUGUGAAUAUUCAAACACGGAAUGGGAUGUGCUUUCCUUUAUUGGUUAUCUGAAAAGCAUGCUGUGGUCUGCAAAUGCAGUUGCUGUUGUUACCUUUCCACCUUCUCUUCUUUCAGAAACCUUCUGUAAAAGAUUGCAGCACAUGGCAGAUAUUUUACUUUCUGUCAAAGCAAUCCCAGAUGAUGAUAAGGAACUGGCAAAACUCCUUACUGGUUACCAAGACAUGGUUGGCUUCCUUAAUGUAUACAAAGUAGCGCGAAUCAAUACUCAGGUUCCUCUGAUUCUUGAGGCAACGACAUUCUCAAUAAAAUUGCAAAAGCGCAGGUUUUUGGUUUUAGAAUGUCUAAAUCAAGCUCCUAUUGAUGGUUCAAGUGGGGCUUCGUAUGGAACAUCUGGUAGUUGUUCUGGAUCCUCCAAAACUGGCACACUUGAUUUUUAAUAACAUCUCCAUAUCGCUGGCAAGUGAUCCACCUCAUAGAAGUCACAUGCUAAGAGCUGGCCAUGAAUGGAAGAUAAUUCUUGAAUGCAAACCAGCCUUCAACACCAAAAACAGGGUCGGCCUUGCUGCCUGCGCAUAUGCCUUAAGUUUCUUAACAUCAUUUGUCCCAUAGAGCAAUAUUAUUUGUUGUGGCUUUGCAAGGUAGAGCUGAUAUAUAUAUAGAUACAGGAUUUGUAUCACUUGAGUUGUAAUGUUUCUCUCUAGUGUUAUAUUUUGGUCCA